AUGACUCUUUUGGACGGCGUCUACCCCUUCUACCCGCAGCAGAGCAAGGCUGCUGUGUUCAACAUCAGCACCAUCAUCGUCGUCGUGGUCUUCCUGACCUUGGCCUGCAGCUUCCUGCUCAUCAUCCCGGGCAUCCGCGGGCGGGCGAGGUUGUACUGGACCCUCCGUGUUCUCCUCAGCCUCUUCGUGGGAGUGGUGAUUGUCGUUGUCCAGUUCACAGGGGACUGGGAGACUGGCUGGGUGCAGGCAAACACCUCCUACAAGUCCUUCAGCCAUGCCCAGGUGAACGCGGACAUCGGGCUGCACAUCGGCCUGGCAGGGCUGAACGUCACGCUCAGGGGAAACCCAGUGGAGCAGAUCAACGAGACCAUCAACUACAACGAGCACUUUCCCUGGAGCUUUGGAGCGGAUUAUGAGCGCAGCUACAGCGAGGGGCUGCAGAAGGGGCUGCCCAGCCCCAUCCUCUACGUGGCAGAGAAGUUCAGCAGGCAGAGCCCCUGCGCCGUGCACGGCCAGUACCGCGUCGCCGGCCACUACGCCUCAGCCCUGCUCUGGGUAGCCUUUUGCACGUGGGUCAUCUCCAACAUUCUCUUCUCCAUGCCUGUCCUCAUUUAUGGAGGGUACAUGCUCCUGGUCACAGGGGCCUUCAUGAUCUUCUCGCUGCUCUCCUUUUCCACCGUGAGGAACUCCCCGAUGUGCCUGAUCCAGAUUGGGACCAGGACCCUGCACGUGGCCUAUGGGGGAUCUUUCUGGCUCAUGCUGGCAAUUGGCAUACUCUGUUUUGUGGUUGGGGUCACCAUUGUGGCAAUGCACCAUCUCAGUUUGGACCUGCUGAAAACUUUCUUUGAUCUCCGUGAGGACAAAGCAGAGGAGUACCAGGAGAUGCCUGAGGUGUUCAUCAACUCUCGCUUUGUGAGCAAGGGCCUGUCUCCCUCUCAGCCCCCUGAAACCAUCAGCAUCUAG
Messenger RNA from Lonchura striata (white-rumped munia), 963 nucleotides. It is a transcript of the gene DUOXA2, whose product is annotated as dual oxidase maturation factor 2. Gene Ontology annotation, cellular component: endoplasmic reticulum membrane. The record is from RefSeq and is a predicted model, not a curated record. Gene Ontology annotation, biological process: protein transport. Lineage: Eukaryota; Metazoa; Chordata; Aves; Passeriformes; Estrildidae.